Messenger RNA from Spirodela intermedia, 27246 nucleotides. Lineage: Eukaryota; Viridiplantae; Streptophyta; Magnoliopsida; Alismatales; Araceae. The record is from the annotation of a GenBank genome assembly.
AUGGAGGCGCCUUUGAUAACCGAGGAGAGUAGCAAUCGCGGCUUCGAAGAAGAAGGCGGCGUCGGUGGCAGCGUAGUCCGGCGCUGGAAGGACUACCAUAAGAGAUCUGAUGCCAUUACCUACGGAACGCUGUAUCAGAGGGCUGCAGCUCUGGUUGAUUUGGUCAGUGUUGUCCCUUCUCGUUGAUCGAAGUCGUGGCGAACUUUAUGAUGUUGGAAAUUUCACCUCUCUUUCUUUUCUCUUUUCUUCUGCUUAGUUUUAUGCUAAACCUCAGUGUUAGAGUGAAAUUGUGCGGGAGCAAGCCCGUGACCGUGGAAAAGUGCUCUGUGGUUAAUCGUAUGCCAUAGGCGAUUAACACUUAUUUCUGUUGUUAAUUUCUCUUUGUACGGAGAUCACCAUUGUGGGGGCGGGGAGGCCGGGAGAUACACGUGCCGUAAAUAACUCAUUCGGAAUUAUUACACCGCUUCCUGACUGACGAAUAAAAAAAAACAGUCAAUUUGAAUUAUACACAAUUUCAAAACAAUAUUCAGAAAUGGGUAAUAUUUGACUCCGACACACGACUUGGAACCAGCAGAUUCAUUUUUCCUUGGCUUAAAUUAGCGGUCGACUUCCCUUCCAUUUUUAAUUAAUCUAAAAUUAUUCUUCAUCUGUAAGUUUCUGAGACAUUAAGCACUUUGAUGAUGGCACUGCAUUGAACGAAAAUAUAUCCUUGGGAAAAUCACGUGGUAGAAUUUCAGGUGGAAUAAUUUCUUUAUAUAAAUAGAUCUUUUCAAAGUUUUUACGCAGUAGCUAAUGAUGGUCUUAUCCAGCAGACGAGACAUGGCUGAUUCAUAAAAUGGUCACAUUAGAAUGGUUCUACAUGUGAACAUCUGAUGCUUCUGAAUGAGCGCCUCACCAGUAAAUCAUCAUCAUUAUAGUUUGUGGUUGAAUUCGACGUUGGCUUUGUAAUCAUCUGAAUAAUUGGAAGGAAUUCGCGAACCUUGGACAUCUGUCGAUUUAUUUUAUUCAUUUUUCGUAGGGCCUUAUAUCUUUUAUUUUGACAUUCAUUGAUUAAUCUAAUUUAUCAUACACUUGGCGUGGUGUUUAAAAGUUGAUGAAACUUACUUCAUGAAAAUUCGCAUUGCAGGCUGAAGAUGGUGUUGGCUUGCCUGAGGAAGUUCUUGAAGAUGUUAGGUUUGAAAGAUCAGUAAAGUUCUACUUCUUCUAUAUUCGAUUUGAUCUUUUAUGGUCUCUCAACCUUUUGGCUUUGGUGGUACUGAACUUCAUCGAGGUUAGUUGGCCCAUUGAACUUCAUCAGUAAUUUUUAUUUCCUCUAUAUUUUCAUUUAUCUUGUAAAUGGAUGAAUAUAAAUUAUUUAUCAGUUUAUCCCCUAGUAUCUACUUGGAAAAGAAGGGAACAAAUUUUCUCCACAGAUAUCUUCCUUAAAGUCCGAAAGUGAUCUUUUACAAUCUAAUAACCUUUUUCUCAUUCUUUUCUGCUUUAUAAAUAUCAGAAACCUCUAUGGUGCCCAACCAAUGGGGAGCAUUCUUGCAAGGAUAGAGAAUAUUUUUUCCUUGGAGAGUUGCCGUACCUAACUGUCUUGCAGUCUGUUAUUUAUGAGGUAAGGUCGUUUGGUUCUCACUUUGCGGUCUGUUAUUUAAUGUCACAUGAAGAAUUUUAUCUCUUAUUUUGGAUAUUUACAUUUGAGGUCUUAUACAGAACUAUAUUAGUUUGGGUUCCAUUCUCUUGUGCUCAAGAUAAUGCAUUUUUAUUUGAUAAAAAUUCUAGUUUUAUUUAUAAUAUGAACAACUCACAAUUCUGUAUAAAAAAAUACUCUUAAAGUCAAAAAUGGUCCGUGCAUUCCAUUGCUUUACUCUUCAGAUGAUAGUAUUCUGCACAAAGGCCAUCGUCAUAAAUAGAAUUCAGUUGGUAUUAAUCUCUUUCCGAAUUUUGCUGCAGGGAGUAACUCUUGUCAUACUUAUUGCUCACACAUUAUUUCCAAUCACUUAUGAAGGUUGGAAUCUCUAUUGGAAGAGCAUCUUGAACAUUUUAAAGGUCAUUUCUUUUCAUAUUUAUUUUAGAAUUCUAAUUUUCGUAAGAGACAAAUUUAGGAGUAUAAAAUUAUGAACUUGGAUUAAGCUGAUGUACAACCUGAUCAGUUUCUGCGAGAAAUACAAAGAUAUUUUUUCAUCCUUCACACUGAAAUAACUUCCAGAUUCUAGUUUCAAAGACUUUGUUUUCUCGAUAUUGAUAAUUUGGUGUGCAUAUCUCCACAUGGUUUUGUUCGAUGAUGUGCUUUCGAGAAUGUUUGAUUCUCACAUUUUUCUCACGUAAAUUUUCACUUUACUGGCUUUCGUCAUAAUAUUGGUUUUCGUGAUUUUUUUAUUUCAAUGUGCUGGAUAUUUUUUCAUACUUUUCAGGUUGCAUUUCUGGUUCUUUUGGUGGCCGAUUUGUUGGUGUACGCUUUCUAUUUGUCACCUCUGCCAGUUAGUUAUCUGCCUUUCAGAGUUGCCCCCUACAUCCGCGUUGCAUUCGUUGCUUUAAAUAUCAGGUAUUUUUUCCCUCUAUUAUAUAAUCGAAUCAUUUUUUUAUGUUUUCAAUAGUUAUGAUAUUUCAUACAGUGGGUGAUUCAGUCAGAGUUAUUUUUUUCCUCUGACACUGUAUAUGAAAGAUGAGAAAAUAUGGAGUUCGGAGUUUUUUUUCAUGGAAGUAUAAGAUAUCAAAUACCUACAAGCUCUGGGCUUCACUUGAAAGUGAGCUAUAUGUAAUUUAACCAUCAUUAAGGUCGUAAAGCCACUGUGCUAUUCUUAACCUCAGAAAACAGAAUUUUAUUUUUUUUCCAGAAUCGCAUAUGUUUAUGUGUGUGCAUGGAUAAACAGCUCAUGAGGAUGUCAUAGUUUAAGUGCCCGUGGAUAUUUUAUUUGAAUCGCAUGCAGUGUAGAUGUCCAAUAAGUGACAUCUCCUCUUGUCCGAUAGGCCAUAUAUAAUCUCAUUGGUUACUUGACUUCAUGGUUUGAUUUGUGGUAUAAAAUUCUAGAUAGGUCGCAUGUCCGUCGGCUGUGUAAAUCACUGAUUGCCGCUAAAUUUACAAUUUGCAUGAUAUCUGUUCACUUUUAAGUUUUCCUGCAAUAUUUCUUUUUAGUCAGUUCCUAGCAUAGCUCCCUAUCCUAAGUUCCACAUUUUCAUAAUCAUUUGCGAAAGACUUUAAAUCCAUGAUAUUUGAUGAUGUCUAAAUCUGAAUUAUCUUCAAAUGUACAUGUUCUUCCUCAAUGUACGCCCCACGGAUCUGUACAUUCUCUAUUUUUCCUUUUAAUGAUCACUUGGUGCGUACUUAGAAAAUUGGAAAAAAAGGACCUUUGAAAAGGACCUUUGGUGAUAAGCUAUUGGAGUGCUGAGCAGCACAAAAAGUUUACAAUAACUCAACUUAUCACCAAGGACCAACAUAACUACAGUUGCAGGUCUAUGUGUUAGUAAAACAGGUACCGGCAGCAACAAAUACUCUUAGAAAUGAACCCAUACCAAAAUACACAAGCCCUGGGUUAUAGCGUCAAUUAGAAUAGCGGAUAAAGACAGCCGAACCACUAUGGACCAAUGAUAAUUUAAAAAAAAGAAAAAAAGAAACGCUUGCAUCUGCAUAAUCUAAUAGAUCUUAGUGUGGCAAAUGGCCACUAGAGGAGAACGAGAAGGGUUUCUUAGAAGUUGGACAUGGCUAUAAUAGAAACUAUAACAGUAGAGGAAUGUUUGACGGGGGCAUUUAGAAAUCGUCAUCCUUAUGGGAGACCAUCGAUGACCUAAUGCUUGACAAGGACCUAAUUCUCUAUUACCCUGAAAAAUUUGGAGAUGGAGUAAAGAAGACGAAGGGCAACUUUUACAGUUCUAUCCCUUAAAUGUAUUUUGUGGAAAAACCAAAAUAACUCCCUCUUGUUGCGCACACAGUUUAUUGUGGUGUUUUCCCGAGAGCUGGAUCUUAAUUAGCUAACCUGCGUAAUUGCAGUUUUUAUGUCUAUUCAAACUUGGGGCGAAAAUGGCUAUAAACAUACUAAAUAAUGACUGCAACACACUGUCAUGGUUAUUGGAUCCUUGGAACGUUGGAUCUGAUUUCUGAUAGCAAUUAAAUCUUAACAAGCUAGUUGAAAUUCGAGGUUAUAAAAAUUUAGAUCAGGGUUGUUACCAUAGUCCCAUGAUUAUUUUUCCCCUUUCAUCUAUUUCAGGAGAUAAAAGGAAAAGCAGCAACUCCUGCUUUCGGAAUAACAUCAUUUAUCCUGGUUCUAGAGUCUGAUAUCUGUCUGUGUUGUCUUUCCUUUUGUAAAUUUCCCUUUCUUUUUUUUAGAUUCUCUAUUAUUUAUGAUGAUUCUUUAUUCUAGACUAGUGGCUUAACUGUUUAUUUAUUGCUUGUAUUUUAGAGCAAACCCGUAUAAUGGCUACAUACUUUGCAAUCCAUAAGAAAAGUUCAAUGACGUUUUUUUUUAUAUGAUAUCCCUUAUUUUUAAGAAAUUUUUUUGAUGGCGUAUUUUGUGAAAAAUAUUGAUUUCUUUUAUUCUUUGGCUCAGGGAAUUACGGUCUUGUAUUGUCACACUGGCUGGAAUGAUGGGCAUGUAUCUUAAUGUUUUGGUAAAUUACUAACCUCCAAAAGCUUGAGUUUCUAAAUUUGAAACUCAUGAUGUUCUUCAAGAAAUGCUACUAAAUAUCUGUACGAUUAGCUUCUCAAAAUUUAGUUUAUCCCAGAAAUUAAAUGACUAAUACAGAUUAAUAUUGUCUAGAGCAAAUGCAACGUUAGAACCUGGAAGGCUUUUUUUAUGAAGAUUUCGAAUUUUUCUUUGUGUUUCAGGCUCUUUGGGCUCUGUUUAUUCUAUUCUCCAGCUGGCUUGCAUAUGUGACCUUUGAAGACACCCAACAGGGAAAGAUUAUGUUUACUUCCUUCAGUGAAACCUUAUAUAAUAUGUUUGUACUUUUCACGACAUCAAACAAUCCAGAUGUUUGGAUUCCUGCAUACAAGUAAGCUGGAUUAUCAAGUGAUGUUUUCGGUGUUUAAUUUUCCGUCUCAUGGAAGUACGUGAAUAAUGAAUAAAUAUUCAUUUUAAUGUUUUAAGAUGAUUUAAUGAAGAAGGCAGCAUGACUAUAAAGUAUACAUCAGUAAAUGCCCCAGGAAGAUUCCUCCCAAUAACAAAGUGUGUGGAACGUUGAUAAGAUUUCUGAAGACCUAAAACCAUAUUUGCGUAGUUUCAAUGUCAUAUCAGUAUUUGUUAUCAAUACUGCGAGGAAUUCUUAAUGAUGUUAUCUUUAAUAGUCAUAUGUAAACUUCCAUUGAGAUAGCCAUAUGAUUUUUUUUGCCUUGUCCUUUAUAAAGUCAUGCCUUUGUUUCAUGAUGCGACGGUAAUAGUGUUGACUCAUGCCUUGUACCAUUUAUUAUUCCAAAAAUAUUGGGAAUUUUUCCAGCCCCCUUGCUUGGGAUAAGGGAAUUAAUAAGUGAUUCCAUCAUACGGCCCCUCUCAAUUAUGACUGGUGCAGAGAACAGCAGUUGUUGUUUUCACCCUUGCCACCCUUGCUGUUGUCUCCCUGGCAGUCACCUACGUAGCUGUCUCUUACGCUACAGCUCAGUCCUCACAAAGCCAAGCAUCCUGGUUGUAGCCUUUGGACUGAUGCAACAUCCUAACACCAUAGGUGUCAAACAUAAAGGUGUCAAAAAUUAUACAGUGAUGCAAACCCUAGGAGGGAAUAUUCUAACAAAAUAGAAUGCUUAUUAUUCACAUCAUAGAUGACUGCUAGUUAUAUACAAGGGUCACGAAAUAAGGAAACUAUCUAAAAAAAUAGGAAACUAACCAACUAAGAGCCAAGCUUUAAUGCAGAAAACACUUUAAUUCAGAAAAUGAGAAGCUGCUGAAGUAAUUUCCUUAAAUAUGACUCUUGAUUCCAGUAGACAUCACAAAAAGGCCUUUCCAUUUUAUGUCUUCGCCUUUGACUAUCACAUCCUAGAUUCCAUUGGUAGGUUUUGAAUCUAUUUAAGGAAAAUCAAGUAAACUUAAAUAUAUUUUGCCAAUUAUUCGAGAAAAUGAAUGCUACUCCGCUUUUUUUAUGCUAUGAAAUGCUGAAACACCAUAAAUGCUUCCUCUGCCAGGUGAUCUGAGAUAUCGACAUUCCUUGCAAGUGACAAUCAAUCUUAAUAUAUUCUUUCACUCUUAUAGUCGGAACAGAUACUGAUGGGUGUUGCACAGCAUGUUGUUUGACUUUGGAGUUUGGAUGAAGGAUGAAAUCCUCUUCACCAUAUGGCUGAGAAACCUUGACAUGCAAUUAAUUUUUCCUUUUUCUGUGGAACAAUGAAAUGGAUGUAGAUACUAUUCACUAUCCCAGUUGAAAAUUAGAUAGAUGCAGUCUGGAAUUUAUAUAAAAAGUGUUCAUAGGUCGUAUUUUAUGCCUUUUUUGAGCAUUUUAAAUGUAAACAUUCCACAUAAAAUGGGCUCGGUCUGACUCAUGAUAAUCAUAUGAGUUUGUUCAGCCGUUUCCAUGGAGAUGACUUGGUAACCUAGUAAUUUAUCCCACUUUUACGAAUUGCACAGAGUUACAACAAAUCAGCAAGAUCCAUCGCAAACAUGUACUGUUUUUUCAUCUGAUGAAUCUUUGCGUUAUUUCAUGUGAAAUACUGCGUUAAGGGUGUUUAUAUUCCAAAUUUUAUAAAAAAAUGAAAUUAUGAUUCUAAAAAGACUUUUUUCAUGGAAUAUCGCUGAAAUUUGUUCCAUACAUCAUUGAGCAGGAGUUCUCGCUGGUCUUGCCUAUUUUUCGUUCUGUAUGUGCUGCUCGGGGUGUACUUCGUCACUAAUCUGGUUCUUGCUGUUGUCUAUGAUAGCUUCAAAGCACAGGUUAGAGAUAAUUGAUUUUUCACUUUUCAAUGAUCAAAUUUUUGGCUUUGGACUUUUUUUCUUUAAAUGGGCCUGAUAAACUACCCUAGUUCAAGUUGGGUAUAUGUAUAGUGUCCUGGGAAUUUAUAUCUUAUCUUAAUCAGAUACUCACCAGAAAUUGAAACAAAAGAGGAUAAAUGAGAUUUCUUUCAAGAUAUUUCUUUUGAUCACUGCAUGGUUCCAUAGGAAAUUAGUUAAUGAUAAAUUUUAAUUAGAUGAUAAUUCUCAAUGAAGUUGAAUAGUGGGAUACUAAUUACCUGCUAAUUGCUGAUGAAACAUGCGGGUACUUAGGAGGACACUAGGGCAUAGGAUUUUCCUCUCUUCAUCUCUUCACAGAUCUGUGGCAGAUAACUUAUUUUCAAAGUAUGUUGAGAAGUAUGAGAGUGAUAGCGGGGUACAUCUUUGGUAUAUGCCCUGAACUAUCAUUAUGUAUUUUUUGAUUAUCUUUCUAUUGAAGAUACGUUUGGUUACAAGCUGACAUGUAAAAUAUAUAGAAAUCAAAAUUGUUCGCAUGUUGGUGAACUUUCUAGUCUCAAGCUCCAUCUGUCAUCAGAAUUUUACCCAUUUUGGUCAACGAUAGUUCCAGUUCACCACUCAAGAUAAAUGAGUGCUAAAGAUAGUUUUUACCCUGUUAACUUAUCGCAGCAUCUGUUAAAGGGUCAACAUAACUAGAGUCCUUAUUCAAAGGUUUUACAUAAUUAUGGAGCUAUAUAUUUAUAUUCUCAAGUAUGUUAUGUCAGUAUUCAGCCCUGCGUAUGUUUAGGUGCAGAUUAUCAUAUAAAAAUCAAAACUCACACUUUUGUUCACCAAAUAUCUUAGCCUGUUAAUGUCAUUUAGCACAUGAAAUUUUGUUAAUCCAAGGUUAUAUAAAUUUAAGGCAAAAUGAGUGUUAAACAUAUAUAUAUAUAUAUAUAUUUAAUAUACAUAUACUACCCCAUUUAAUAGCCAUGGUUAAAACUGUAAUCUCCACAUGCCUAAAAAUUAUUGUAAAUAUAUUGCUUUUUGGAAGAGUUAAAAAUGCCUUUGAUAAUUAAGUUGACAUAGUCCAACAAUUUUCCACUACAUGGAAUCAUAGAGGGAGAUAGAGAUUAAAGAGUUAUGCAGAUCAAUGGAAGAUCAGUGUUCCUUAUUUUGGAGCAAUCCAAGUAUUAUGGGAAAAAAUGUUCAGGCACUUUUAUAUGCAUUAUGCCAUAUAAAAGUGUUCUUUACAUGCAAAAUUUGAUGCUUUAUUCAAUUUUUUAAAAUUAAUGUGUUUCAGCAUGUAAAGUAGAUACUCCUUUGAUAGCUACAUUUGUAAAGGUUUCUGAAAUCGUCCAGAAAUUCAAUGAUCUUUAAAUAGUCAUCAUCUCUUUAGACGUAUGCUAGAAAUUCUUUUAUUUAUGUCCUCAGCCUUAGAGGCAACCUUUUGUAGAAUAUUGAGUUUGUCACAUGAUUGGUACAAAAGGGAGGAAGCUGAAAACCUAAUUAUGACUUCUUAAUUGGUGGUUCUACAUAAUUAUCGGCUGCAACACUUAAUUUGACGCUAGUUUGAAAAUGUUAUUCAAUUUAAACACUUUUCAUACAGUCUGAAGUCGAAGGAAUUUCCUGCUGAAAGCUAUUUCUCUCAUAGAGGAAAGGAAGUGAUGUAAAAUUCACAAAUAAAAAUGUUUGAAUGAAGUAUAAGUUAUCAUUUGUUGUUUGUUUUUCAGCUUGCAAAGCAAGUCAUAGAGAUGGAUUCCAUGAGGAUAAGAAUUUUGCGGAAGGCUUUCUCAACAAUUGAUAAAUAUGUGAGCCUCGUCAUUUUUAUCUCUGACUUGUGACAUGUGGUCGUAUUUUCUUCAAGAUUGGGUUUUUAUCCGAAUUCAGUUUUGAUUUGAUGGUUUUGGCAGCUCGAAUAAAUUUCUGUCGUUUGCAUUUUUUACAUUAAAAAUAUAUUAUUUCUUUGAUUUUUCCCCUCCUUAUCAUUGUAUAAUUUUAGACUAUCAUGAUUCAUGAACAUAGUAUACAUGAACUAUUUCUAUUUUCUUUAUUCUAUAUGAAAUAUACAUAGAACAGCAGGUGUAUCCCCAUCAUUUUGUCAUGGGAAUUUGAAUGUGGUGGAACUGUACUAAUAUAUUUCCAUCUACUAAAGACAUUAAACUCAAUGUAGUUUGGCCAGUAUGAAUCUUAUCUGCUUAGUAAUUACUUGGAGAAUAUUUCUAGUGCAUGUUCAUAUUACUGUUUUUGCCUUUGGUAUUGAGACAAAUUGAUUCCUAUAUAGGUGGCAUUAUAUUUUUGACUUGAAAAUACCUAAUUAUUUCUAGAUUCGAAGGAAUAUGUUACGAACCUCCCGUGAUUUGGGCGAAUGUACACCCCAGUCCGACCUUAGACAUGGCUCCAGUCAUGGAAUCAACUCUUCUCUUGUAUUGGAGAACCAGACAGAAGAAUUAACAAUGAAAAUGGAAAGACAAUAGAGGUUCUCAAGCAAUAGGAUGAGUUCCUGAGUUUGGAUUGAUCCUCAUUAACAAGGGAGUCCGAAUUGGACCUCCCUAAGGACAAACCUCCCACUCUACUUUGUUUUUUGGCCCUAGUACAUUAUUCUAUGGUGGUCCCUCCUCAAUAUGGGGUCUAGGUCAUCUUGUGUAGAUGAUAGUUGACUUCGUAACAUUACUUCCCCCCAUGAGUUUCACCUUGUCCACAGCGUGAGAUGUAGGGAAUUGCUGAAGGAAUGUUGGUAUUGUCAUCCAUGACGAUUCAAACUCUAGAAGAUGUUUCCAUGAAACUAAUAUUUCUGCGCUUUGAGGAGUUGACUUGUAAGCUUUUAUUCCAUAUGGAAUUAGUAUCCAUUAUUGAUCUUAUGAUAGUGUCGGGGGAAUUGGCUGGCUUUUUUUGUCCGUUCUGAGUGUCUUCUUGAGCUGGAAUAUAUGGAACACUGGGUGAAUAGUCGAAUGGUCUAACAGUUGGAGUUUAUAUGCCACUGGUUCAAUUCUUUCCAUUAGGAUAUGGACCAAAAUAACAAGGGCUUAACUUCUCGUUUUUCUUUUUCGCUAGAGAUCUCAUCUACCAAAUGACCCACCUCUAAUUCAACUUCUCUAUAAUGCUUGUCUGUAUUAAACUUCAUCCUCACUUGUGCCUUUUGCAAAUUGAAUUUCAGAAUCUUGAUGGUAGGAUCUCGUUUUGAGAGUAGUUGUUCGGUAACAUCAAGGGGUGAAGGAGAUAUCUCAUAUUUGAUAAGUUUUGGGGGGUCCCUGCCAUAUACCACUUGAAAAGGAGUCAUUUUAAUAGAAUAAUGAUAUGAAGUAUUGUAACUAUAUUCUGCCCAAUGAAGCCUUAAUUUUCGUUAUUUUAGCUUAUCAAAUACCACACAUCUCAAGUAAUUUUCUAAGCAUCUAUUGACUACUUCAGUCUGUCCAUAUGUUUGAGGGUGGUAAGAAGAGUCGAGUUUGAGUUCAGUCACCUUGUAGUGUGUGUAGCUCACGCCAAAAUAUACUUGAGAAUAUUCGUCCCCUGUCCAAGACCACUGUCUUUGGAAAUCCAUGGAGUCUUACAAUUUCCUUGAUGAAUAAUUGAGCAACCUCCUUGAUUGAGAAUAGAUGAUGCAGGACAAUAAAAUGACUAUACUUGCUUAAUCUAUCCACUACUAUUAAUAUGGCAUUUGACUCAUAUGAUUUGGGCAAGUCUUCAAUGAAAUCUAUUGAGAGGUCUUCCCAUAUUUGGGUAGGUAUAGGUAAUGGUUGUACAAGUUCAGCUGGUGAUAGUGAAGAAGAUUUACACUGCAAGCAAGUAGGGCAAUUGUUAAUAUAUGCCUUUAUAUCUCUCUUCAUUCUUUGUCAAUAGAACUAUUGUGAAAUUCUAUGAUAUGUCAUUUAGAACCCAGAAUGACCCCCACUGAGCUGUCAUGAAAUAAUUGUAACACUCUGGUAAUUAAAAAAGAAUGUGUUGGAAGAACCAAAUUUUAUUUAUAUAACAAGGAUCCAUCCUUCAAAUAAUAUAAUUCGUUUGCUGUAUCUCCUUUAGACAAGGAAGUUUUAAUCUCUGUAAGCCUAGUGUCUUGGUCCAUGGCUAGUCGGAUAGCUUUAAAAUCAAUGGAGUGCUGUGCUAUUACCUCAAUUAUUUCAUCUCACAGUAAUAAUGGACAUCAAGAUAAUGCAUCUGUGGCCUUAUUAUUUUUCCCUUCCUUAUAUAUAAUUUCAAAACUAUAGCCUAUCAAUUUCACCAACUAUUUAUAAGAUUCAGCAUGAAUUUUCUUUUGUUCAAGUAAGAAUUUAUGAUUGUACUGGUCUGUUUUGAUGAUAAAAUGCUGACACAUAAGAUAAUGUCUCCAUGUCCUUACUGCCAACACUAUGGUCAUCAACUCCCACUCAUAGGCUGAUUUUAAUUUGAUUCUUACUGGAAGUGCUUGAUUGAAAUAAGUUAUGGGGCAGCCUAGCUGCAUGAGAAUGGCCCCAACACUUGAUCCAGAAGCAUUAGUUCUCAUAAUAAAUCCUUGUAAAAAAUUUGGUAAUGCUAAUACUUGAGCUAUAGUCAUUGCUUGUUUAAGGGUAGAGAAAGUGGCUUGUGCUUCUCCUGACCAAUAAAAUGCAUAUUUUCUUAAUAAUUGCAUUAGUGACCAUGCAAUUGAAGCAUAGUUGACAAUAAAUUUUCUCUAAUAUCUAGUGAGCCCUAGGAACCCGUGGAGUUAAGAUUUCUAAGAAUCAGCCAAUUAGUCAUGGCAGAUAUCUUUUCCUUAUCAACUUCUACUCUUGCUGACACCUAGUGGCCCAAAUUCUCUAGUUAUUAAUGCAAUCUUAGGUAGAUCUUCCUUUUUUAUUUUGAUCUCUAAUUUUAAAUCAAGUUUUAAAAAAACUAAUUUCCCAUAUAAUCAUUUAGUAGUUCAUCUACAACUGUAAUGAGGUAUCAGUCAGGAACUAUAGCUCAGUUCAACGCUCAGUAAUCUAUAUAGAACCUUCAUCCACCAUCUUUUUUAUUGACUAAUAAUAUAGGGCUCGCAUAAGGAUUAUGUGAAGGUUGUAUGACUUCUGUUGAUAUGAGUUCUUGGACUAGUGUCUCAAUCUCAUUUUUCUAAAAAUGAGAGUAUUUGUAAGGCUUCAAGUUAAUAGGUUUUAUUCUCGGCAAUAGAUGAAUGGCACGGUCAACAUGGCACUUAGGUGACAUUCCUAUUAAUACUUCAAAAACCUUAGGAAAUUCUUGUUUCGAGCUGAUUUCUAAAUCGUUAGGUGCAUUAGUGUCUCUAUUUGAGUGAAUAUGAUGCAAUUCAACCAUAUAUGCCUUGCUGCUCUUAAGUACCUUAUCUACUCUUCUUAGUGACUUACUAAUUUUUGUAAUAUUAGGGUCCCCUUUAAAAAUAUGAAUUUUGGCUCCCAUCAUGAAUCUCAAUAUGAACUUCUCAUAGUUGGAAAUGAUUCACCCUAAAGUUCUCAACCACUAUAUGUCUAGAAUUACAUCCGUGCCACUCAAUUCUAGUGGUAGGAAAUCAUGUACUAUCAAAACACCUUGUGCAUGCAGAGAAAUAGUCUUGCAAAUUACUGCUCCUGCCAUUGUAUUGUUGUUUCCCAUAACUAUGCUAUAGCCGUUUAACUUCUCCAUUUGUAAGAAGAAGUUGUCAAUUAUUUUGGUGCACAAGAAAUUAUAAGUUGUCCCAUUGUCAAUGAGUAUAGACACUUCAUUGUAAGAAUUACCUUCGUUUCAUGAAUUCGUUGUAGGUCGAACUUGGAAGGAAUUUCUACUUCUGCCUUGCUAAUUUGAUCCCUAUUAGGGUGCGAACAGAAUCUUGCUCCUGUACUCUUGUGCAUGUAAUAAUUGCUCCGACAAAAAGACCAGGAUGUCCUGCUCUGAUACUAGUGUUAUGAACCUCCUGUGAUUUGGGCGAAUGUAUGCCCUAAUUCUACCUUAGACAUGGCUCCACUCAUGGAAUCAACUCUUCUCUUGUAUUGGAGAACCAGACAGAAGAAUUAACAAUGAAAAAUGGAAAGACAAUAGAGGUUCACAAACAAUAGGAUGAGUUCUUGUGGUUGGAUCAAUCUUCAGGAACAGGAGAGCCCGAAUUGGACCUCCCCAAGGACAGAUCUCCCACUCUACUCCUCUGUUUUGUCCCCCCUUCUUAUUUUGGCCUCUUCUAUAUUUAUAGGCCCUAGUACAUUAUUCUAUGGUGGUCCCCCCUCAAUAUGGGGUCUAGGUCGCCUUUUCUAGACAACGGUUGGCUUCGUAACAGAAUACAUGCUAAACAACCACAUAUUUAAAAUGAAGCAUGUAUAUAAAACAUAUCUACUUCAUCCAUCAGGAACCUGCCCAUCAUCUGGUCUCCUUGAUUCUUGUAUUGAUGGAAUUGUUCUCCUCUUCAAUCCCUUAACAUGAAUGGAAAUAUUGGUGAAAAAAAUCUAGUUGGUGUCAUAGAUAUAAGAGAAAUAAUAUUUUUCUUGGAAUCAAAUCAGGUAGGAUUUUUAUUAGAAUAACAGUAUAACAGAAAGCAUAAAUAUAGAUGUUUAUUAAUGAUCUCAUUUCUCAGACAAGUAUUAAAAUAGCCACGAGUAAAGGGAAAACAUAUUAACCAUAACUUCAGGGCAGAGGAUUGUUCAGGUAUACUGUUUGAACCAAAACAUGUCAAUGCUGUCUGUCUUACUAGUGAAAUUUAUGCAUUUAAAAAUAUUUUUCUCCUCGGAAAAUGUUGAAGAACUUCAUUUUCAUGGCACUUGGUCAGAUAGUAAACUUUGAAGUCCUAAAGAUUUGUUCCAAAAAUUGUUCUCUGCUUUUCAUUGAGCCGAUGUUGAUGCAGUAUCAAUACCUCUAACAAUAUUGAAUCUUAUGCCUAAUACUGAAAUGGUUCUUUUUUGGUAUGUGCAUCAGAAUUAUGGAUACCUUAACAAAAACCAGUGCAUAAACCUGUUCGAGGAAUUGAACAAUUACAGGUAAAUUCCUCGCAGUUUUAUCUUUCCAGUGGAUUUCUUGAAACGUCUUCAGGGACCAGAUGCUGUCUUUAUUUUUGGAAGAUUGUGGAUUACCCGUUUGGCAUGUGAAGGCUUUUUAUUUUCUAGUUUUAUUGAAGAUGACAUCAAUCGGAUGUAAUUGACAUAAUUAUUUUACAUAAAGAAUGAAAGGUUGAUGCUUUCAGUGUUCUGAAAGCUUUGGCAACAAAUACAUAACAUUCAAGAGGAAAGUUUAUUCAUGAUAGCUUUUCGUGUAAAUGAUUGUUUUGGAAAUUUUAUAUGCUUUGAGCAAUGACACUUAUGUGGCUGAAAGAUCAACGAACCAUGUAGUUAUUUCAGGUUACCAUUUGGACCUUAGGCUAUUUUGUCGGAUCUCUCUCUUGCUUGAUAAUUGUGCACACUUUAAUGUGAGAUGCCGUAGGCCAGAACCUAGAACAAGAGAAAUGUAGGAAACUAGGACAGGUAGAUAUGGUACACCAUAUUUUGUGGUUUGUUGUUUUAGAUCCUUUGGCAAACCAGCUGCUAGCAUGCAGGUGUCAAUAAAAAAUGUACACAUGAACAAUCGCUCUCCAGUUCUCUUUACCUUUGCUUUUAUGUUUUUUGUGUCUUUCUUCCUCUCUGAUGCUUUAUAUUUCUUCGUCUAUUUCUUUAUAAUGGCUGUUAUGAUGAAACCGCAGAUGUUAUAACCGACUUAUGUGGCUUGGUCAGGAAAAUUGUAGAUUAGUUAUUGCAAAAGAUUUUUAUUUCGGUCCUGAGAAUUAGUCCUUUCCAUGUUUUAUGGUUACCUCUUCGUCAUAUUUUUUUGUUUGAACAUCCUUAUUGGACUAGAGCUUUCCAUGUUGCAACUCUACUUCGUUUUCUUAGCGAUACACAUGUGAAGCAAUGAAUAUCCCGCAUUUGAGUGCAAUAAAAACGACUAAAAAUAAAUUUCCCCAACAUGAUAUACACUCAAUUCUCGAAUUCAAAGUUUCCCCUGGUAACAUGGUGGGGAUUUGAUCAAUUUAGUGAGAGACGCCUCUGGCAAUAUCCACUAAAACCAGGGAUGUCUGUUAAAGGUUUAUUAAUAGCCUUUAUCAUUCCAUAUUAGUCCAACAUAAUAUUCAGCCUAUAUGACACUCUGUUUUUUGUGGGAUUUGAUCCCAAUAACCUUGAUCUCACGCUAUUCCUAAACUUGGCCCAAUAAUGAAAUGUGCUUCUCAGUUGUUUGGUCAAAAUUUCAACUCAGUAAUUGCUGUUUUUAGUCUUAAACAUAUCAAGCUAAAACUCACCGAGCAAGGCGUUAAUAUCGAAUCUUUCUGCGAAUUAAUGUACUCUAGCAGCAGUAAAUUCGUCCAUAGGUUUAAUUCUAAAUGUGGUACAAAGGAUGGAUGACCUACAUGCUUCAUGUCUCUUCAAUGUAUGUUGUAUAAGAUAGCCGUAAGCAUGAAGGUAAAGAAUGCUCACAAAUUUAUAAGUUAUUCUGAUCUUCUGCCAUGAGAUCCUUAAAAUAACAUAUUAGGUUAUUUUAAAAUAAUUUAUAGAUGUGCUACAUUUGAAGCGCAUCUCUUGUUUUUCCAUGAUCAUGAUGUUGUUACAUGGGUCCUUAUAAUUUGACUUAGCAUUUAUUUAACAUGAUUCUCAGAUCUUUGCCCAAGACUUCUAAGGAGGAUUUUGAAUCAAUAUUCAGUGAACUCGAUGACAGCGGAGAUUUUAAGGUAAGAUUUAUUUGAUAAUUAUUUAGUUGCAUCCUCUUUUCUUUUCGAAUUUUUAGAUCAUGCUUGGCAACAACUAUGUCACGGCAUUGUUCUUGGAAAUUUACUUAGCAAAUUGAAAUGCAGUUCUUUUUGAAUUAAUGCUUUUCGUUAAUGAUAUUCAACAGCGCACGUAGUGCUUGAUUUAUAUAUGUUUCAUUAGUAAAAAUGUUUUAGAUGUGAAUAUUGAGGAAGUGAUCUCUACAUGAAUACCUCAAUGCUAUAGUUCGCUCUUCCACUGGGUCUAGCACCGCCCCCCCUUCUCCCUGUCCCCUUCUAACUAAAGUGAUGAGGUUCUCAACCCUUCUAUGCCCGUAGUCUCUAAUACGGGCAUUAAUUUGAAAAAUUAAAUGACUUUUCAAUGUUUCACGUAACGAUUUGAUCCAGGUAUUAAAUUAAGCAUUUUUUUAUUAUUUUCAAUGUCUUCUUAAUUGGGUAAAUCAUGAGGAUAAUAUUUUAAUAAUUUUCUCAUCACAAAAUUUCAAAGUGUUUUUAUUCUAAAAGCUUUACUUGCUCGAACAGAAGUAAGAUGCAAUCACAAUAUGGUACGAGGGACAUUUGUUAACAUAUAUGAUGUGCGCACUUUUCCAAAAAAAAUAUGUUUGUACUCGGUAGUUCUGCUUGAUAAUUAUUAAUUGCAGCCAAAAUAUUUCAAAUCAUUUUUUGCCGGAUAAGUUUUUUUCAUUUAAACGUGUCUUUGUUUAUUGUUUUUUUCUAAGUGCAGAUUAAUGUGGAUGAAUUCACUGACCUGUGCAAUGCGAUUGCCUUAAAAUUCCAAAAGGAAGCUGCAGUAAGUUAUCUUCUUAUGUCCGUGUAGUGGUGACUACUAAAUUUUGUCCUCAUUAAACUUUAUUUCAUUCCAUUUUAGUGGCGACUACAUAUUCUAUUGUGAUCAAUUUUUCCAGCUGCAUUAGUUUGUUGUCUGUGUUAGAUCUAAUAAUUCUAUUACACUUGAACUUUCCGCAGCCUUCAUGGUUCGAGUAUUAUCCAUCUUUUUACCAUUCGCAUACGUGCAAGUGCUUGAAGGAAUUUGUUCGAAGCUCAACAUUUGAAAAUCUUGUGGCCUUUGUCCUUGUACUCAAUUUAGUUGCUGUGAUCAUUGAAACCACGGUAUGACUACUCCGAUGAUGCUAAAUAUUCUCUCAUCUACGGUACUUUUAUUUCUCAUAUGAUUCUAUCUCUUUGAUGUAUAACGAAUUGAGCAUGAGGAAUUCCAUUGACUUUGAGAUUAUACAAUAAAGCCAUUUAUAUGAAUCCCGGUUUUUUGUGCUCAAUGGAGCAUUCUUCUUUUUGAUUUUGAAAAAUCAUCCAUUUAACUAUUUUGGUUUUUCUUUUCUUUUAUAGAGUUCAACAUAGCUUAGUAUUGUGCUAUCGAAUUCUUAGUGCCAAUAGGCAGCCUAGCUUCCAAGCUGCAGCCAAGAUCCAACAAGGCCGGAGAUUAUGUGGAACAGUGCAGAGGCAUCCUCUCUCAUUCGUUCUCUCUUUAUCUUUAUCAAAACUUAUAGUUAACAUACAAUAUUAAUAGAUAUUAGUCAUCUGAAGAAAUUUUAUAGUCUAUCAAAGGAAUCCGCCUUAAAAACUUUUGAGCACACUAAAAAAUCCAUGUAUACUAAAAUUUUCCCCAGUAUACACCGUGAAUAUUUCACCCUAAAACCGACUUAUACUGCUCGUCAUUUGGAAAAUAGUUGGAUAAUCUUUUGGUUCGGUUGGUGUUUUCGUCUAUGCACUUGAAAUUUUAUUUAUGAGAUUUUCACACAAGUAUUUAUAAAUUACCUAGUUUGAAUUUUUUUACAUACAUAUAUUUUUCUAAACUUAUUCUUAUUUAUAAUUUUUAUUAAUAAAUCAUUGAUACCCUUUUCUCUUUAAUUGGUCGCAUAAGUCAGUAAGCAGAUUCAAACUGGAAACAUAUCUCAAUUUCUCAAAUUUAUUGUAUUUUAAAUGGGAACCGUCAAAACGGAAGGGAAAAGAGAGUUACGAUUUUCAGUCUCCUCACCUUUUUAUAUGUCGGAGGAGAGUGGUCAUUACACCAUAACAUCUGAUAUGGGCCGGCUAAAUGAGUCCAAAUUCUAGCUGAUUCUCUAAUAAACUCUCUAACUCAGACAAUCUCAGUUGGCCUCUAAAAAAUUUGCUGAGUAGAAAUGCCUGUAUAGAUUAUGAUUUCUAAAGUCUAACAUGUGAUCCUUGACGACACAGACAAGUUAUAGUACUAAAUUUUAGCAAUGCACUGCUUUUCCUUGUGAAUUGAAUGCUUUCCCAUUCUAAGGUAAAUGUUAUUUUGUACAUACUCUCUGCUUUAUACAGAGAAGAAUACUGUCCGAUACUGGAAGAAAUAAAUGAUACUUUUAUCUUUAGUUUGGAAUUCUUGAAUCGAUAGAAUAGUGUAACUGACAUUUUCUAUCAUGGAUCUCUAGAUUUUUCAUUUUUCAAUUUCAAGAAAGUCAUGUAAUACCGCCCAUUUUUGGUUCUCAACGUUCUUUUCUCAUGAAUCUAAACAACCGUUAUCCACUGCAGCUUGAUAUCCAGAAUAGUUCUGCUCAGAAAAUUUGGCAGGCGGUGGAAUUUGUCUUUGGUAAGUGCUUAAGAUCAAAUAACCCUUUUAAUGUUUAGUUUACAUUGAUCCAACUGCUGCUUCAUGCUAUGGUAGUCGAAUUUCACAAAAAUAAAUCAAUUCACAAAACCUAGGCGGUAUUUAUAAUGGUGACUCAGUCACAAAACUGCAUUUUUCAUGAGCACUUCUCAUCUAGUAAGUGAGAGUCUUCUUCCAGGAUGAUGUUUUUAAUAGUUUUAAUUUAUCUUUUAACUUAUACAAUUAUUGAUACUAAUUUAAUUUAAUGAUAACUAAGUAAUGUCUAAGGAAGGUCGACAAAAAUAUAAUCCUCCAGAAAAAAAAUCUUCUCAUGUUUGUAGUCAACAUUUACUUGACCGUUUCUUAAGAAAGUUCAUCUUCAAAUAUAACUUUUUUGUGCUUAUUUACUCUUUUAUGUAAACAGGACAUUUGAAUAUCUAUUGGAAUUGUUUUCUUUCGUAUAGGUUGGCUCUACAUCUUGGAAGUGGCUCUGAAAAUAUUCACCGAUGGAUUUGGUCGUUACUGGAUGGAAGGACAAAACAGAUUUGAUUUUGUGAUCACAUGGAUAAUCUGUUAAGUUCUUGAAUUAUUCUUAAAUUCUGAUAUUUUACUUUAUUGCAUGGAGUAUGAGUUUUCUCCCUUUUCUUGUAUCAUAUUUGAGUUGGUACUGAGUAGUUUGUCGCACAUAUUUUUCCACUUUAUUUCUGUUCCUUGAUUUUAAAAUAUUCACUAAUACUUGCUUCUGUAAAAUUCGAUGAUUUUCAACGAGGGCCUUGUAUUCUCAAUAUUAUGUUAUUUUAAGAAUGCUAUCAUUUAUUGGAAGGUAAGAAAAUAUCUCUGUGCGAUAUUUCUCUUAUUCUCACUAACUAGAGUACAUGUUAAAGUUUCGAUAGUUAGGAAUUGGGAGCCUGGAGACCAGCUGGAUCAGUUGGCCAUUGGUACCACCCUUCAUAAGUGUGUAGAAGAUUACUCUUUAACAUGUGGCCCCCGUUGUAAACGCAGUAUUGUCCAAUUACGUUGUUAGGUUUUGCUCUAACUAUAGAUACAGAGUUGAUAAACCUACCCCGUUGACACGGUGUCUCCUUCCUGGUGUUCAGUCUACUCUUUUCCUCUUCUUUUUAAUCAACACUUAGGAUGGAAUAUAUUGAUGUUGUAUGGUCAGAUAAAAUAAUACAAAAAAAUGUUGUUUCUUGAAACUUAUGAUUUGGAAAUCUCUGUGACCUCUUAGGAGCUUGCCAGCUCCCUUGCCUUUUGUCGAUGUGAAUGAUGACAUCUUCUAGGCUGUAGAAGAGACGACAGAGAGAGACUCAAAUAAACAUUUAAUGUCUCGUUAUGAAAAACUGACAUAUAGUACAUAAAUGUUUAAGUUGUAUUAAAAACAUUCAGAAAACAGAAACCCCUAAAUGUUAGUUGGUAGGUAGGUCUGCUAGUCCUUUAGACAUUUGUGUUGAUGUUGAUUAGGGAUCGUCAGUAUUCCUAAAAAAAAAUUUGAGGAUCAGAAUAUAAAUCACCAUCAAAAGUUGUUAUACAACAAGUAGAAAAUGUGCUUACACAAGUGCCAACUUCUUGCCUUUAAUACAUGCUUUGAUUGUAGCUUUUAUCAUUGAAAAUAAAAAAAUGAGAAUCGCCUUUCUCUGGGAAGAGAUUAUGGCAUUGUAACCAUGCAUUUCGUAUGUUACAUUUAGAAUCACAUUUAAUGCAUAUUAGUAUAAAUAAAAUGAGUUUAUUAAUUACAAGAAUAAGAGGUCACCGGAUUUAUCAUUGUUCCUAUGUAUUUAUCAAGUGCAUGAUUCUAAUGUCUGACACCGGGUUCCUCUCGUCUUCAGAGUUAAAUUUUCCUUCAUAAAUAAUAGCACAUGCAUAAUUUUUUUUCUUUCGUGGUGUAGUUGUUAGCAUUCUGAUCUGUUUACUUCGCCUUCUGCAGUUAUUGGAGAAACAAUGACAUUCUUCUUUCCACAUAUUUCUUUCCUCUCAAACGGGGAAUGGUAAGUCUCCUCUUUUCUAUUCUUAGUGGGGAUGAAGUAUAUUUUUUUAGAACAUAAUCAAAAUUAGGCUUUUAAGAAUCAAGGAUGAUAAACAGGAAGAUAAAAAAUUAGCCCUCCAACGUCUUUGGCAAACUUUGGAAAAUGUCUAAACACCAUCAAGGUAAUACCUACGGGGGAUAGGAUAAUGUAGUUGUAACUGUUCCAAAUGAUACGUACAUGGUAUGCUUCACACUGAUGGUUUCAGGUGAAUUUUUUGUGGCGUCAAAUUAAAUUUUUUGGACAUGAUAACUAGAAUUCAUGGUACAUACCGAUGGGGGUUUUAUGGAAAAUGAUCAACAUGAAGUGGUUUAUGCAAUAAAGUUAGCAGGAGGGUCUGAAAGAUAAGUAGUAGACCCACACUUCCUCAAAGAGUAUUGUCAUCACCAUUGAAUCAAAAGGGGGAUUGAUGGAGGUGCAUUCUUCGACUAUGGGACGAUUGAAAUAUGACACUUAAAUACGAAUCUGCCAAGUCCACUACUUAGGGGGAAAUAACUUCCGCUAGUAGCCAACAAAACUGCAUUAUGCUGUGGUAUGAAGGAGAUCUAUCAAGUUUAAUUCUUGCUGUGUCGUAAUUUUUUGGGUAUUUGUCAUUUUGAUCUCUUAUAAAUAAUAAAUCAAAAACAGUUUCUCAGACUAAGCGAGUGUUUCCCUGCGACUGUGGCACACGCCCUUUAUUCAAGAGAUAAAAAUUUGAAAGCAAGUAAUCGCACAGUAAAAUUUACAAUGAUUCAACUCCAUCCUCUCCACUAUUUGAGUACUAUUUUCAAUUAACAGAGUGUCCGUUAGAGAUCAAGUGCCACCUCAGCCUUUCGACCCUUAAACUUCGAGUGCUUUCUCAUCUCAUAAAAACUAGCUGGAACCUACACAUAAGUCGCUAGCUGUCCACCAAUAUUGGUGACUAAGUUCAUGCAUUUCCCAAAAUUUCCGAAAAAUUAGAAACAUUUAAUGCAAUAAUAAGCCAAGAUUUUAGUGAUGUUUCCAUGAAUUAGACUUUGGACUACCUGGGAACAAUUGAAAAUAGUGUUGGAUAAGAUUACUGAGUUGAUCUCUUGAUGGUUUGACUGGUUUUUUUUAUGGAUUUUAUAAAAGACAAUUUAUGUCCUAUUUUAUUUUUACGGUUAAUUCCUGCUCAGUUGGACAGUUUGGGUGUUAGAUUAAAUGCAGAGAAGGAUGAGAGGUCCAGUGUCUGGUUGUGAGACUUAAGGUCAAUGAAUGACCAUUGAGUUUUCUUCUUCUCCGAAUUUUCUUUUCCCUCUAUUUUCCUUCAUUAUCUAAUGAAUAAUGCUAGUUUUUAAAAUGAUAUUCCCAUGAAAAAAGAAGGAAACAUGGUUGUUACAAAUUUCUCUGAAGCUCAGCAUUUCAUAGAGAGACAUUACUAAAGGUGAAGGUAAUAGAGGCAGAAAGGAGAAUAACAAUUGGAAUUUCACAGAACGAUGGAAGCAUUGUAAUAUGCUUGGGUUUGAAUUUUCUCGAGUGACCUUAUCUAAUUUUAGCUUUCAGCGUUUAACGUUGGAAGUGAAUCUGAACUCGUGUAAGCUUUCAUCUUAUUACAAACACUAGGGAAAAGCCUCUAUUUUGGGAUCACAUUUCAAUUACUUUAUCAUAUCAUGUUUCCUUUCUGGGAAUACGGACUAAUUAAUUUGUUUUGCGCUCAGCGCCAGAUGAGACAGGAUAAUCACUAGGGCAUGUAUCAUAAAAUGCGUCCUUCUUAUAUAGCAUACAAGAUUUCCUGUUCCAAGUAAAUGGCAAGUGAUACAGAAUUUCAUAAUAAUGCUAAUACUAAACCUCUAUUUAGCCCUCCUGGGAGUCUUACUUCUGUGUUUUAUCAUUUAGGCUGAUACACAUGGAGUGGAUAUUAUUUUUUGCUCAUUGCUGACACACAUGGAGAUUAUUACUUUAUUGCGGAUCAUAAAACAUCUCCUACUAAAAGCAUUCAAGUUUUGUCGUGAUGACUGUUUUUUGUUGGCAACAGGAUCCGUUAUCUUCUUAUUGCAAGAAUGCUGCGUUUAGUAAGGAUUUUAUUGCAUAUCAAACAAUACAGAGGAUUUGUGGCAACAUUCUUGACCCUCAUUCCUAGCUUGAUGCCAUAUCUUGGGAUCAUUUUUUGCGUGUUAUGCAUUUAUUGUUCCCUUGGUGUACAGGUUAGUUAUUUUAACUUCACUGAGUCUGAUCUUUGGUUUAUAACUUGAAAUAAUGCCUUUGUGGGGCUCUUGUCUAACUCAUGGCUUGGUGUUGACCGAUGUAAACUAUGCAAUAUAUGCAAGAGUUACAUUUGGCAAAACUAAUGGUUUCUACUAUUUAAAUUUACGACAAUUCAUCAUCAUGAAAUCAUUAUUUUUAGUUUUUCUCAAUCGUUUUUACUUCCAUGCACUCAAUACUAAGAUACCAAUGGUGAAAAAAAACAAAACAUAUCAAACAUCACUCUUCAUAUGCUUUCCCUAGGUAUAAUUAUGAUUGAAUAAUGCACAUUCUCCCGUGGUGUAUUAAAACGAAUUCUGUAAUGAAAAUUAUGAACCAUUUAUCAUCAUGCAACGUUGACUUCCAAUCCAAGUUAUUUUCCAGAAUAACCUACCCCCCGAAACUUGCUUAUUCUUUUCUUCUUGGUUACUCACAUCAUCAAUCCUUAUGUAAUCCUGGGUGGAUUCAGAGCAAGAAUUUUCCUAUCUUUAUUCUUCAGCCAUUCCGUCAUAGAGGAUGACAUCAGUCAUUUCUCCAGUGAAAUCUGCGUAGAUUAUGCCUGGUGUUUAUGGUAAAAGUCAAAAAACAGUGGUUCACACGUUAUAGUCCAACGCAUCAUCUACAGGUGUAGUAUAAAUAUUUCUAUCAGUACACAACUUCAUUAAUAUGGUUUAAACGUUCUAUGCUCUUCAAUGUAUUUUCACACGAAGCACUGCCUGAUAUGGACCUAAUUAUCCUUUUAAGCAUCAUAAACUUUUCUCUUUUAGAAAAGUUUAUGUUAAGUAGAAUUUAACUUCUAAAUAGUCCUGGAGAAGUGCCUCUUCGAUAAAUUUGUACGUUUGAUCAAUAAUCCAUGAAUUAUUGACCGCUUUUCUUUAGAGCAUUCAAUGGAACCUGAAACUUACGAAUAAUUUAUUUACAUUUUCAGCUCUUUGGUGGCAUUGUUAACUUGGGAAACCCAAACGUGGAGUCAACUAGUCUUUCUGAUGACGAGUAUCCUUUGUUUCAUUGUCCUCGUGUCAGUGAAAUGUGUUGCUUUUUUCAUUUUUCAAGAAAUGAAAUGUGUAGCGUUCUGUCUAAAUACAACCUGCGAAUUUUAGGUUAUCAUGCCAGUUUCCUUAACGCUUUCAGUUACUUACUUUUCAAUUUUAAUGACUACCCAAAUGGAAUGGUGACGCUUUUCAAUCUGCUUGUCAUGGGAAACUGGCAAGUUUGGAUGGAGGUAAUUUAGUGACUGUUGACCUUUUCUCUUUCUAUAAUUUUUGGCGGAACGUAUCAGAUUGGGUACACUUCCAAGAAGUUUCCUCUGAAAUUUUGUUAAUGAAUUUUCCACCUUUUAUGACUGACAUUACCGAUAAUCCACAUCAGAAUUUUUUCCUCAAAUUUAUUUACGUUAACUAGCAUACAUAUUGCCAGAUUUUUAGGGUUUAAGGCUCACUGCAUCAUUUACCCUAUCAGACAGUCCCCCAAAUAGCAUACAUAUUGCCAGACUUUCCUUUUUUGUUAUCAUUUUUUAGAAUUAUUAAUUUAUGUUUCCUUUUAACACAUCCAUCCUUCUGCUUGGGCGUGAUCUCUUUUUUUAUUAUAGACGGAUGAAAUGAAUUCUGAGAGCUUAGGGUUCUUUUGGGUAUGAUGGAAGCCAGAAACCGACGACCAAUCCACUUCGAUCUUCACGGUGGCUUCAGAGGAACGAAGCAGGAGAGGGAGAACGGUUGAAACCCCCAAAAACAAAUGUCAUGUUCACUCGAUUAGGGCAUAUACCGGGCUAGUAUUCACACCAGUCCGUAAAUACAUAACGACGAGGAAGGACAUAAAAUAAGAAAAUACAAUACAUGGAAGAAAAAUAAGAAAAUAAAAUACAUAUCUCGACAGGUUAGUUUGGCCAUUUUUAUCAUAUUUGGCUACUAGGCCAAGGAAGCUGCGAGGUUUACAAGUUUGAAAGGAUACACAAUCAUUCAUUUCUUUGAACCGUUAACUCUGUCAUCACAAUAAAAUGGUAGCAUUUGAUUGCCCAAAGCUGAUCGUUUUCAGAUACGCUAGCAUGUGGCAAUAUCAUCGGUGGUACCUAUCACCAUACGCUUGUGUGAAAUGUUACAGGGUUUACCUGUAUAUUACGAAACAACUACAUACAAACAGAUUUGCUCUAGCAGUAUUCUGGUAUGCAUUUUACCAUUUCAGCUUGGCGAACCAUCCAUUUAUCUAAGCAAAAAUAGCCUCCCAAGUGAAGGAAAAACUGGAUUCACUCAGUGUUGCAUGUAUUUCUUCUUCUUCCAUGUCUGCCACUGGUUGAAAGAGACUUUUUUCAUCAGUUCCCUCUAGGUUACUCUCCUUUUCAUAACAGUACUAGUGGGUUAGGCCAAAUGGGCGUAGCACUAUAGCUUAUAGGAUGGACUACUUCAAGGCUCAUUAACUUGAAGUAUAGUUACGGAAUUUAAGGCUUUAACUCUCUAAUACUCCCCCUCAAGUACGUACAAGCAUAUUUAUAUUGCCCAAAUUGUUACAUAAGAUGGAGAAUCCAAUACAACUUUGUAAUUAAACGCGGUAUAAAGUCUUUGAUGCAGCAUAUGUGGCAUACUUGUUUAUGAAAGACAGAAUUCGAACGUUAACUAUAGCCACUGAAUUAUCAGUGUAUACUCACUGCCUCGUUGCAUUCAAUGCUAAAAAUCUUACAUAAAAGAUUUUAGCGGUAGUUCAUGUCUUGGAUGAGUCGAAACUUACAUGUAAUCUCAGCAUAAAGUACAAUAGCUUGUUUGUUACUCCGCUGAAAAACUAGGCUACCUCCUAUAAAGGUACGAUAGCUUGUGUGAGAAUGGCAUAGUCAAUUUCAAUCCAAACCAGGAUAUUGAAUUGACGAUUCAAAAGGAAUUCCAUUGCUAACUAGGUUUGUUUUUCAUUAGUUAUGGACUACAGUUUUGGAUGACUUGUUUCAAGCAUAAUUUCUGCCUUUUUUUACGUGCCUGGAUGUCAAUAACCAUGAUAAAGGUUGUAUUUUGAGCAACAUCAUCGUAGCCAUACAAAUGAUUAGGUUAUUUUCAGAUCCUAUAGUCAACACUAAACUCGUCAAUUGUGAGAGUUUGUGCCUGCAGUGUAGGAGAAGGCUCAAGGUACAGCCUCCCAAAAUUUUCAUGUCCAGAUGUUUUUUAUUUAUCAAGGAUUUCAGGGUAUUUUAUUUUAAUCUUUAAAUUUUAAAUUUUAAAUUUUAAAUCUAUUGGGAAAUUUUGGGUUGAGUUUAAGUUUGGAUUUUUUUUAAUUUGGCUUUGCCAAAAAUAUCUUUUAUGAAAUGUACACCCUGGCAAGGCUCAAGUUGAAUCAUGUCAACAGGUGAGGCUGUCGCUUCUACGUCUACUAGGAUCAAUUUAAAUACCGAUAGUGUAUAAUUAGCCAAGUGCUUUGUAAACUUCGACAGGAUUAUUACGAGAUAGCAACAUGAAUGCAGAAAUCUUUCAAGAAUGGUGACCGAAUGGUUCGCGUUGUUCGAGGAGGAUCCGAGAAAACCAGUGCUUGUUGGCUCUGGUUUUUUUUGUAAUCCUUUAUCAGUUUGACAAACCUUGCAUGACUUUAGUGCCUCUACUUUCUCCGUCACUGUCCCAUUUAGUUAGAAAGUGCCAAAGGUUAUGUUCAUAAUUCUAUCUGAUAUUUGUGUUAUUUAUCAUGUAAUACUCUGACCUGAUGUAUUUAUUCACUGAAUCUUUAGUAACUAGGUCAUUAACUUGCAUCUCGCUUGUUCCAUUUCAGAGCUACAGGGAUUUGACAGGAACUUCCUGGACUCUGAUAUACUUCGUCAGCUUUUACCUCAUAACAAUAGUGUUACUACUUAAUUUGGUAAGUUUCCAGCCAUCAAAACUUAUAUCUCCAUGCCUCGUUUGGUCUUACUGUUACUAUGUAUUUAAGUUGUCAGUCAACGCAAAAGUAACAGAUAAUUAUGCCAUUUGUGAAGACUGCCUGUUGGUACUUAUCUCUCAUACUUUAGAAUCGAAUCAGCUGUCUAGAACUCCGUGAUAGGAAAUUACACAGAAUUUUACUUAGUGUGAUCUGGAGAAACAGAUCACAAUGCUGUAGCACAAUGCUGCCUGCCACGAACUUAAAAUGAUUCCUUGGCAUCGCAGUUACAUCGCAGUAUAUAUUGUAUUCCUAUUUUUUUAUUUAUAAUGAGAAAUCAGUACACGUUCUGAAAGUAUAUUGCUACUUUAAGAAUAAAUAACUGAUAUGAAACUUAGAAAUAAACUGUAUCCUAUUUUACUUAUUUAUUCCUGCAACUUUAGCCCACGGCGUGGGUUAUUUCUCAAAUGUUUUUUUUUUUUAAUUCCAUAUCAUGCUUCCUGUUAUAAAUUCGUAUAGAUGACGUAUUACAUGUGUAUAUUGCAUAUGCACAAUAGAUAAGCCUAUCUUAACAGUAAUAUUUGACAUUUCUAAUUGAUAAACCACGCAUUAUUCAUGAGUUGGCAUAUGCAUGAGGAAUCACUGAUUACUGGUUAACUUGAGAAAGUCUAUAUUCUGUUCAGCAUUUCACUAACAAUCUCGGGCCACUAUAUAUUUUCUAGGUAAUUGCAUUUGUGUUGGAGGCGUUUUUUGCUGAAAUCGAGCUUGAAAUGGAGAGUGAACCUGAAGAACAUACCGUGAGUAUAGUAAUCCAAAAAAAAUAUUGGAAAAUUAGAACACUAUGCUUUGGUAUCUUGGUAGCACGUAAUACUGUGUUUUAUUAGCUCCUUCCUUUUAAGACAUCUUAUCUCAUCAAUGCCUUUGGAUAUCUCAAACGUGAACUUCCUUCUUCCAGCGCAUGUCAGGAGCCCAAAGGAGGCGUCGGAGUAUCGGGUAUCAAUCAUAUCCAUCAUCCGAGAUUGAACUUUAUCCUGUGUGGGGACACACGAAUACCCAACGAGUGAUCUUCCAUCUUGCAGGAUUAAAUCUAGGAGUCGCACCGUGGAUAUUCUUCUUCACCACAUUCUAAGUGACGAGCUGAAUCAAAGUCAAAGCAUCAAAGAAAGCUCGCCCUGA